GGCGUGGUCAAGCGCCAGUACUUGAAUCUGAUUGGCUGCUGGGCUCAAGGAGUUUUCAAAUCGAAGCAGCAGCUGACGGAGCGGAGCUGUCAAAACAGUCGACAGGAGGCGAGAGCAGAGACCGUCUGGCGCCAUGAGGACGAGUGAGUUUGACUCCUCAUCUGAAGAGGAGGAGAUCGGAGAGGAACAGCUGACACCCUUCCACAUCUCCUGGUUACCUCUGUCCAUAGUGGAGUGCUCACAGUUUAUCGGGAUAUGUGCACUACCAGGUUGCAAAUACAAAGAUAUCCGCAGGAGUCUGGAAAGAGAUGUUGAGGAGCUCCAGAACCAGGGGGUGCAGGAAGUGUUUGUUUUCUGCACCAGAGGAGAACUUAACAAGUACAGGGUUCCCUCCCUGCUGGACGUCUACCAGCAGCGAGGCUUCGAAGUUCACCACAUGCCCUUUCCAGACGGAGACGCUCCCGAGCUGGAGCAGUGCUGCCAGAUCCUCGAGGAGCUGCAGGUCAGCCUCGAGAACAGCAGGAGGACUGUGAUCCAGUGA
Messenger RNA from Morone saxatilis (striped sea-bass), 541 nucleotides. It is a transcript of the gene cdkn3, whose product is annotated as cyclin-dependent kinase inhibitor 3. Lineage: Eukaryota; Metazoa; Chordata; Actinopteri; Moronidae. The record is from RefSeq and is a predicted model, not a curated record. The transcript is spliced from 5 exons. Gene Ontology annotation, molecular function: protein tyrosine phosphatase activity. Bases 134 to 541 code for a protein of 135 amino acids.